Trichoderma citrinoviride is the source of this 4280-nucleotide messenger RNA. Its product is annotated as guanine nucleotide exchange factor. The record is from RefSeq and is a predicted model, not a curated record. The coding region runs from base 48 to 4280 and encodes 1410 amino acids. Lineage: Eukaryota; Fungi; Ascomycota; Sordariomycetes; Hypocreales; Hypocreaceae. Gene Ontology annotation, biological process: regulation of ARF protein signal transduction. The transcript has 2 exons. Gene Ontology annotation, molecular function: guanyl-nucleotide exchange factor activity.
CCCCAGCCGGCCAGGCGUGCCCUCGCAAACCAUGAGCAUCGGCCGCCAUGCCCUUCUUACGCCGCCGCGGCAACAUGGCCAGUGAGACCGACAUGCGCCGCCUUACCACUGCCUUUGCGCCGGCCUCUGACGACGUCCCCGAGGCGCCGUCGCCGCCCUCCCAGCCAGACGACGAGGCUGCCGAUCCGCAGUCACGCCCGCAGAGCCGCGGAUCCGUCUCGUCGCUCGACCGUCCCUCCACGCCGCCCGUCCAGCAGCAGUCCAGCAAGCACCGGCGCUUCUCCGUCCUGCGCUUUCGAAAUGCCUCCGACUCCCAGCUGUCUCUGCGUGUCAAGCAGGCUGCCGAGAAGCCUCCUCCCGUUCCUCGACCUCCUGCCAUCAUCACUACCGCUCCCACCAUGAACAUGGAACCGAGCAGCAUCAGGAAAUCAUCCUCCCGCCUGGGGUUGGCUGCAAUGCUGCGACGAUCCACCGACAUCCCCCGUGACGAUCCCUUGUCCAGCCAUCGCCGCGAACCCAUGCCCAGAAAGUCCAUGGGCGACCAAGGACGACCCUCGCUGAGCGUCGCAGACGAUGCCGAGCCUCAAUCGCCACGGCCCUCGACCCAGACGACGGUUGAUUCCACCGGCACCGGGCUCAACAUCGCCCCUCGACCCUCCGAGUCCUCGAGAUCAGACGUUAGCUCCACUGAUCGCGUAUCUCACAGCUCUACCCCCAAAAAGUCGACAUCGUCCACGUCCUUCUUCAAGCUGCGCAGGAACAAGAGGCCGCCGGAGCCGCUGUUUCCCUUUGCGCACCUUCAGCAAAAGGGCGGCGGCGCCACGCCGGCAGACGGAUCCUCGACCGCCUCUCUGGGCGUCGAGGCCACACCACGCCCGGUUUCCGCCCAGAGCACCGGUCUGCACAAAGCCGAGACUGACCACGGCCCUCAUAUGAACCCGGCCAUUGCCCUGUUCAACGCAAACGCCCCUCCUCGCUCCGAUCACUCCUCUCCAACCCGGACCACCCUGUUACGCGGGAGGUCGUCCACGUUGAGCUCAAUAGGAAGAGACUCCAACGAUGAGCACCUCGGGCCUCCCCCCAAUUCGCGGACGUCCACCUCCAUUGGCCGCAAGAGCUUUGGUGAUCUCUUGGGCCUGACCCGGCUUCGCCAGAACUCCGACCUCAGCCGGCAAGGCUCCUUCACACCCGCGACGCCGGGAUCCACUGGCUCCAAGAACAACUCGCUUCAGCUGCCGCGCGAUUCCAUAGUCCUCCCCGAGCGACUCGAGGACGAAUCCCCCGCCAAGUACAUUGCUCGAAUAGAAGGCAUGGUCAGUCGAGGCGUCAUAGCCGCCGCGCUGUCCAAGGGAACCGACGCUUUCUCGACCGCCGCCCUGAGGAGCUUCAUGAGGACGUUUAGCUUCUUUGGAGACCCCAUGGACAUGGCCCUUCGCAAGCUCUUGAUGGAGGCUGAGCUGCCCAAGGAAACGCAGCAGAUAGACCGGUGCCUGCAGGCGUUUGCGAACCGCUACCACGAGUGUAACCCCGGCAUCUACUCCUCGCCUGAUCAGGCCUACUUCAUUGCCUUUUCCCUCCUCAUCCUCCACACCGACGUCUACAACAAGAACAACAAGCGCAAGAUGCAAAAGGCGGAUUACCUGAAGAACACCCGCGGAGAGGGCAUCUUUGACGAGAUUCUCGAGUGCUUCUACGACAACAUUUGCUAUACCCCCUUUAUCCACGUUGAAGACGACCUCGACCUGAACAAUGACCGCCACGGAAGCUUCAAAUCGAAGCGCAAGAUCCUCCCGGCCCCUCCCGGCGACCCUGCCAAGCGGGCAGCGAAGGAGCCUCUCGAUCCCUAUACGCUCAUCAUCGACGGGAACCUGGACGCUCUGCGACCCAAUCUCAAGUCCGCUAUCCCCCUUGAAGAUCAGUACUGCUAUCUGGGGCCGGGGCAGACGCUGAACUUGAAAGACUUGCAAAAGACUUUUUUCAGGACAGGAGUCCUACAGAUUGUCUCUGCGAGGUCCCGCCCAGACGCCUUCAUGUCUGACAAGCCCCUCAACAACCCAGACGACGCACCGGGCAUAGUCGACAUCAAGAUUACAAAAGUCGGGCUUCUGUGGCGGAAAGAAGCCAAAAAGAGGAAGACGCGGUCUCCCUGGCAGGAGUGGGGGGCCAUCUUGACAGGCGCUCAGCUCUACUUCUUCCGCAACACCGGCUGGGUCAAGAGCCUCAUGCACCAGUACGAAAACCAUGUCAAGGCUGGUCACGACGGAAUACCCAUCACCUUCAAACCCCCCUUGGAAGAGUUCAAGCCGGAUGCACUCAUGUCCACCAAGGGCGCCGUGGCUCUGCUCGACAUGUCCUACAAGAAGCACAAGAAUGCCUUCAUCUACGUCAGGCAGGGAGGCUUGGAUGAAGUUCUUCUUGCUGACGACGAGCAGGAGCUUCAUGACUGGUUGGCCAAACUCAACUACGCCGCCGCCUUUAGGACAUCGGGCGUUAAGAUGCGCGGCGUUGCUGGUGGCACCUACGACGGCCACAGUCGCCGGGCUUUCAGGAGGCUCGAAAGCUCAGACGCCACGCAACUCGUCGAGACUCCAACCGGCCUCGUGUCGAUUGCGAGGAGCCGAAUCGACCACAAGAUGGCCGAAGAUAUUCAGCAGGCGAGACGCGAGAUUAUGCGAGAGAAGAUUGCCGAGGCAGACCGCAAAAUAGAGGAAGCCAAGAAGGCCCUGGAAGACCAGCUGAGAAACGCCCGCCACCUCAUGAUUCUCGCGCCCGUCCAGCCGAGGACGAGGGAGCAGCUUCUCCUGGCCGCGGCUCGCAUGUCUGCGCAGCUUAGGUGGGCGCGCAUGGAGAUCUGGAAGGAGAAGUGCCAUCGGGACAUCUUGGCUUUGGACUUGAAAGAAGAGGGGGAACUGAUUGAGGACAAGCCUACAGCAGCUGACACUCGCCCUUCGGUUGAGGAGCGUCGUGUGUCCUCAGCGCCGCACCCAUCCGGUUCUGUGACGAAACGACCCGAGUCCAAGGCAAUGUCCGAGAAGCUGCCCCAGUCGCCUCUCGUGGAGGCUCAUCCUGACUUCUUCUCGGACAAGAACGACUUCAAGGUGGAAUUGCAGGAUCCGGCGAGGCCAACGUCGCCGCCAUCCACGCGGCCGACGAGCGAAGUGCAUCCGCCGCCCGAGGUACAGGAAACGCCCAAGCUGGAUAUCGGAAGCGUCAGGCAUGGCUCGGUCUCGAGCAUCACGCCUUCCCCCGUGCAGCCAUCCACGGGUACGAUGCAGGGCAAGCAGCCGCUCGAGCCACACGAUGAGGAUGAGACGGCCGAAGUCAAGUCGAAUCACACACAUGACGAAGUGGACGCGGAUGAGAGGCACUUCUUGAGACAGGCGGGCCUGUUGGAAGGAAGAGUAGGAAGGGAUCCGUCAGACAAGUCCAUCACGUCCACCACCGGAGAGGCUGGCGAGCCUUCCUCAUCAGCAGACAAGUUCGAGAGAAGCAAGAUUCGGCGCAGCCUUCAACGCACCCUUAGGGAGAGUGCUGGUCAUCUCUCCCACCAUCGGAGCAGGAAGGGCAGGGAAACGGGCCCGGCGGCGUCGGCAGAGGACACCAACCGCGACAGUACGCUGUCGCGAGGAACCGGCAGCUUUGUUGUUCAUGGAAAGAAGGCUUCUGUCAUUCAGCUCGGAACAGAACUGCAGGUCUUGAACAACGAGGAGCAGCUGCUGGCUCGGAAGUCGCAGCAGCAGAGCUACCGGCAGUCAACCGACCAACCUGCCUUUUCCCCUCCGAGCGAAGAGCAGGAAGACGACUUUUACUCGGUGCUGGAAGCUCCUUUGGAGCACAGCGUGUCUCGUGAACGGAGGGAGUCGGCAGCGAGCGCCAGUACGGCCACGGCCAGGAGCUUCCGAGAGCUCCACCGGAAGUAUUCGUCGGCCCAGGCAGCCCGGAGCGUCUCUGCGGGAGGAAGGCUGGCUAUUCCUUCAGAUGCGGAUAGCGAGGUGGCGGUGAGCUUUUCAGACGGCCGAAGAUCGCCUCUGCCACCCAUUGAAACAGAGGAAGACGACGAUGACGAACUAGAAGCAUUCACGGCUGAGUCGGCUAUAGAUGAGGAGGGAGAUACCACGAUGGAACUGGAACAGAAGGAUGAGGAAGUAGAGCACAAGCUGGAAGAUGGGGUGCUGGAGGAAGAGCCGGCCAAGGAGAAGGAGGCAGAAGAGGCAGAGGCAGCGGCAGCACACGACCCCGAUUCUCUGCCCGGCCGACCAUCGCAAGCAGUGGACGCAUGA